AUGCUUCUGACAAACAGCAGACAGCUGGGCUUCGUGGGGCCCGUCCACGGAAGGGGCUCACCAACGCGCUCGCUUGUCGGGCGUUUCCGGAGAGUAGGACGAACGCGCACUCCCCUUGAACGACUUGUUGCGACUCGAGAAUGGGAGCGAGUGACAAAUAGUCGCCAGCACCUUGUAGCUGUAGUUGCAUUGGUGGCGCUUUUGUCAGGUUUUCCCGAGUGGACUGGGGGUGCAGCGUUCACGUCCACUUCGACACUUGCUAGUCAGGAGCGCGUAGAGGGCGGAGUCGUGUCGCCCGAGCGCUGGGAACUCCUUCCUGCACUAGAAGGCAAAGACUAUGGGAAACCCCGUAUGCGAUACUCGGACUUUGUAACGUUACCUGAUGGAGUACAGUAUCGAGACGUGCGUAUUGGCGACACGGAGAUCACACCCCGCCCAGGUGACCGGGUGGUCCUCAACUGGAGUGGGUACACAAUUGGUUACUAUGGGCGAAUUUUCGAGGCUAAAAAUCGAGUACAGGGUGGCGCUUUUGGUGACGACCGCGAAUAUUCUCGCUACGUCCUUGGCCGAGGGGAACUCGUACCUGCUCUCGAAGAGACUCUGCUGACAAUGCAUCCGGGAGGUGUUAGACAGGUGAUCGUUCCGCCCGAGCGCGGGUAUCCUCUAGACGGCUCGGACUGGAACCACGAUCGUGUCGGACCAAAACCACGGACCUUCAGCGGCAUGCGUGCUCUCAAUUUUGUGCUUGAGAACAAGGGCCUCGUAGACAAGACGCUACUGUUUAACAUAGAGUUGAUCCGAAUUGAUCGACCUGGCGAAAACGGCUUCGAAACUGUUGGACGACGGCAAUGA
This is a messenger RNA of Cyanidioschyzon merolae strain 10D, 852 nucleotides long. Its product is annotated as immunophilin. The coding region runs from base 1 to 852 and encodes 283 amino acids. The record is from RefSeq and is a predicted model, not a curated record. Gene Ontology annotation, cellular component: thylakoid; chloroplast. Gene Ontology annotation, molecular function: peptidyl-prolyl cis-trans isomerase activity. The transcript has a single exon. NCBI's taxonomy places the organism in Eukaryota, Rhodophyta, Bangiophyceae, Cyanidiales, Cyanidiaceae.